Molecule: messenger RNA, 306 nt
Organism: Neurospora tetrasperma FGSC 2508
Lineage: Eukaryota; Fungi; Ascomycota; Sordariomycetes; Sordariales; Sordariaceae
Exons: 1
Coding region: 1-306 (101 amino acids)
Source: RefSeq, a predicted model, not a curated record
AUGACGCUCGAUUUAGCCGUGGCCGUACGGGAGAUGUUGAAGGACGCUUUUCAUCCAGGGCAGUUCACUGUUGCGAGGUGUGUUCUCAGCAGUCGCUUUACCAAGCCUCGGUUACACUACCGACAGUAUUGCGAUCCAGCAGAUGCAUAUGGCAGGUUGCCUGGGUUCUUCAGCGGAGGAACGAAAAUGUCUCCGAACGUGAGACAACGUGCAGACAUGUUCGCCGGCAUUGAUGCUUCAAUCUUCAAGGACAGGCAACCUGCAAAAGGUGUGGCUGGCUCAGGACACGUGCCUUUUGUUCAAUAA